Pseudopipra pipra is the source of this 2442-nucleotide messenger RNA. RefSeq names its product lysosomal acid glucosylceramidase-like. NCBI's taxonomy places the organism in Eukaryota, Metazoa, Chordata, Aves, Passeriformes, Pipridae. The record is from RefSeq and is a predicted model, not a curated record. Gene Ontology annotation, molecular function: glucosylceramidase activity. Bases 567 to 2144 code for a protein of 525 amino acids. The transcript has 10 exons. Gene Ontology annotation, biological process: glucosylceramide catabolic process.
CAAAGGAAUCGGCUCUUCCUUCAGGGAUUGCAGGGGGGUCCCAGAGUUCCCCCCACGACACCUCCCUGUGCUGGUGGGGCCCUUCACUCAGGCAGAGCUGCCGGCGCUGUGUCGCUGUCCCUCCCUGGCACGGCGCUGGGGGCGAGGGGGGCCCGGUGUUCCCCAGCCCCACGUUCGAUGGUCCCGGCCCCAGGGCAGGUACGGGCCGGGAGGAGGGCAAGGAGGAGCUGUGGGGGAGGGAGAGGGUGUGCUGCAGAGGGAGGUCUCGGAGCAGCUCCUGUAAAGGCUGGAGCCGCUGAGGAGGAGGAGGGCUGGCAGCAGCACAGGUCGGGAGCAGCCGGGGUGAAGGUGGGUGGGCUGGACCCACCUCACCUACCUGAAAGACAAAGGUGUUCUGGGGGCAGGAGCUCUCUGGCAGAGAAAACAGAAGCAGGGGCUGGGGAGAUGGGGCUGAUCCGGAGGGAAGCACAGCCUGUCCCUCCAUCCCCCUGCCUUGGCUGAGGGUUCUCCUGCUCGCAGGUGCUGCUCCCUGGGACCUGCUGGAGCUGAAGGGACGUGGAGGGGCCAUGGGGGCUCUCAGUAUCCUGGGCUGGCUGCUCCUGCUGCUGCUUCUGCUGCUGAUGCCGGUGCCCCGGGCGGCAGGCGCCCGGCCCUGCAUCCCCAGGGAUUUUGGCCAUGGCUCGAUAGUCUGUGUCUGCAACGCCACGUACUGCGACACGCUGGACCCCCUGGUCCUGCCACCCCCCGGCUCCUACGUCAAGUACGAGAGCAGCAAGGCCGGCAAGAGGCUGGAGAGGAGCGAGGGGAAAUUCCAGCACAGCCUGCACACCCCAGGGCUGCUGCUGACCCUCAACAUCACCACGCUGUACCAGAGCAUGAAGGGCUUCGGCGGGUCCCUCUCGGAUUCAGCUGCCAUGAACAUCCUGCGGCUGUCACAGCCGGCCCAGGACAACCUGCUGCGCUCCUACUUCUCCGCGUGCGGGAUCGAGUACAACCUCAUCCGGGUGCCCAUGGCUUGCAGCGACUUCUCCGUGCGCCCCUACAGCUACGACGACAUCCCCCAUGACUAUGAGCUGAAGCACUUCAGGCUGGUGGAUGAGGAUGUGAAGAUGAAGAUCCCUGUCCUGCACAGAGCCUUGGCCAUGAGCAAGCGGCCGCUGUUGCUGUUCGCCAGCCCCUGGACUGCCCCGGGCUGGAUGAGGAGUAACGGGGACAUCCGUGGGAAGGGGACGCUGAAGGGGCAGGCGGGGGACAAGUACCACCAGACCUGGGCCAACUACUUCAUCAAGUUCCUGGAUGAAUACGCCAAGCACAACGUGACCUUCUGGGCGGUGACGGCGCAGAACGAGCCACUGGCGGGGCUCUUGACACCCCCCGAGUUCCCCACCAUCGUCUUCACGGCCGCGCAGCAGAGAGACUUCAUCCUGCGUGACCUGGGCCCCGCGCUGGCCCGCAGCCCCCACCGCACGCGGCUCCUCAUCCUCGACGACCAGCGCAUCCACCUCCCGCACUGGGCCAAAGUGGUGCUGGGCAAUGCCACAGCUGCCCGUUACGUGGCCGGCCUGGGGGUCCACUGGUACAUGGACCCCAUUGUCCCGCCUGGCUGCAGCCUGGAAGCCACCCACAAACUCUUCCCUGACCAUUUCCUCCUCUACACGGAGGCCUGCAGUGGCGUCUUCAGCUUCCGCUUCGCCGUGUCCCUGGGCUGCUGGGAGCGAGGGGACCAGUACAGCCACAGCAUCCUGACGGUCCUGAACCACUUUGUGGCCGGUUGGACCGACUGGAACCUGGUCCUGGAUCUGGAGGGGGGGCCCAACUGGGUCAAGAACUUCGUGGACAGCCCCGUCAUCGUGGACGGCAGCAAGGACGUCUUCUACAAGCAGCCCAUGUUCUACCACCUGGGGCACUUCAGCAAGUUCAUCCCCGAGGGCUCCCGGCGUGUGGGGCUCCACAGCAGCCGCCGCUGCCUCCUCUGCCAGCUGGAGCACGUGGCCGUCCUGCGCCCCGAUGGUGCCCUCGUCCUGGUGGUCCUCAACAGGUUUGGCUGGGAUGUGCCAUUUGGGAUCCGGGACCCCGCCAUGGGGUUCAUCGAGACCGUGGCUCCGGCUCACUCCAUCCAGACCUACCUGUGGCGCCAGCAGUGAUGGCCGGGGCAGUGCUGGGGGGCUCCAGGGGUUAACUCUUCCCCCACCCUUUCCAGCACCCCUCAGUGGUGAUGACCCACUGCUGGGGGCGCAGGAGGGACCAGGGGCUGAGCCCUUGUGCGAGGGGCUCCGUGUGCUCCUGGCCAGGGCUGCUGCUUCCCAGCCCCUCCCCUCCCUCCCAGCAUCCCCCAUCCCCCUGGAAGCUCCCCGUGCGCCUCUCCUGGACCACACUUCCACACGUGGCUCCCUCGAAACCUUCGCGUGUGUCUCGGGCGCCAAGUAAAGCCAUGACGCGCUC